AUGAACACGUUUCUUUCCAGGGCGAAUACUAUAUUCGCUUUCACACUCAGUGUGAUGGCAGCUCUCACAUUUGCUUGUUUUUUAUCGACAGGAUUUAAUGAUCUACAGGCUAGCACAACUAUUAAAACUGGUCGGGUAUUAGUAAAAAACUUGCGUGAUUAUCAAGCUGAUCGAGAAAGAAAUAUCUCUAAGUUAUUCAAUUGGAAUGUGAAACUCCUAUUUUUGUAUUUGACAGCUGAAUAUGAAACUGCAGAACAUAAAAUAAAUCAAGUUGUAAUCUGGGAUAAAAUAAUCCGCCGUGGUGAAAAUGCAAUUUUGGACUACCGGAGCAUGAACACCAAAUAUCACUUUUGGGAUCUUGGCAAUGGAUUACGGGGUAACAAAAAUGUAUCAUUGGCUUUGUCUUGGAAUGUAAUUCCCAAUGCUGGUACUUUGCCAAAGGUUGCCGGGAACGGAAGAUAUGAAUUUGCUUUCCCAGAUGACUAUGCUUCCAGUCGGUUAUAA
Messenger RNA from Acanthosepion pharaonis, 504 nucleotides. The record is from the annotation of a GenBank genome assembly. Lineage: Eukaryota; Metazoa; Mollusca; Cephalopoda; Sepiida; Sepiidae.